This is a messenger RNA of Conger conger (European conger), 3720 nucleotides long. RefSeq names its product prolyl 3-hydroxylase 2 (gene p3h2). Gene Ontology annotation, biological process: collagen metabolic process. NCBI's taxonomy places the organism in Eukaryota, Metazoa, Chordata, Actinopteri, Anguilliformes, Congridae. Bases 159 to 2213 code for a protein of 684 amino acids. The transcript has 15 exons. Gene Ontology annotation, cellular component: endoplasmic reticulum. Gene Ontology annotation, molecular function: iron ion binding; protein binding; L-ascorbic acid binding. The record is from RefSeq and is a predicted model, not a curated record.
UUUAGUGUUGAGUUUCAUCCCCUGCAAUUGUUCGUCAUCCGUCUCUCUGGACUCCGCUAACCAUCCUGGCCAGCUUUAAUAUAUUAGACGGGACACUGCACGCUGAAUGGCAGAGUAUGCAAGUGUACUAAACUUUGUUAACGGCGUAUUCUCAGAAGAUGGAUGUCAACUUUUCAAUAAGUAUUUUUUUCGCCGGACUAUUUGCCCUUUUACAAACAACUUUGUUGUGUUCAGCAUAUGCCUUCUUAGAGCCGUACGACCUUCUGUAUGAUAACGGAGUGGAAGCUUUCUACAGCAGUGACUAUAAAAAUGUGGUAAGCUACAUGGAGAGAGCGCUAAGCAGCUAUUCUGAACUUCGCCGGACUAAAGUCCGAUGCAGGCUGCAGUGCAAGGACAAGCACCCAUUUGAUGCGUUUUCCUCGGAUUUGCGGUUCUUCGAUGCUGUGCUUCAUAGGGCUUCUUGCUUGAACGAAUGUAUCGAAAGUGUAGUGGGCUCUCAGUCAAUGCACAGAGUUAGUGAGGAUGUCAUCCAGGAUUUCCACAGACGAAUCCCAUACAACUAUCUUCAGCUUGCGUACGCCAAGCUGAAGCAACCGGACAAAGCGGCUGCAGCGGCCCACACCUACUUCCAGGCCAACCCGGAGCACGUGGAGAUGAGCCACAACCUGGAGCAGUACAAGGGCCUGGAGGGCGUGCAGGAAGAGCACUUUAUCGACAGGGAGGCGCGUGUGCACCAGAAAGCCUUCAUGGUGGGGGUGAAGCUCUAUGACAGAGGGGAGUACGAGAAGGCCAUUGAGCACUUCGAGGAGGCCCUGGCGGAGUACUACAAAGCAGACUUGGAGUGCAGGGCCCUGUGUGAGGGUCCGCAGAAUUUCGGCGAGCACGAGCACUUAAACUACCACCCCGCCCUCUACGAGCUCAUCUCUGAUCAUUUCACGCAGGUGCUGCACUGUGAACACGAGUGUGUGAGAGACCUGGCCACACGCCCUGGCCGUCUCUCCCCAAUGGAGAACUACCUACCUCUUCACUACGACUACCUGCAGUUUGCCUACUUCAAAGUGAACAUGAUUCAGGAGGCCAUUGAGUGCGCCCAGUCAUACCUGCUAUUCCAUGAAGGAGAGGAGUUCAUGACGGAGAAUGUAGACUACUACAGGGAGGUGCUCGGGCAGGAGGUCAAACCACGGGAGGAGGCUGAACGGUACUUCAAACGUCACCAGCACGAAGUGGACCUCCUCCAUGUGGGCAGUGAAAACUUAGGAAUUGAAUACACCGAGGGGAACUAUUGGAGCAGCUCAGGUGGAAGAGAAGAUGUUAACAGAAUCCCUUCAGGCACAGACGGCUGGAUGGAGUAUGUCCCCAUAUCAGAGAAGAAGAAUGUAACGGUGGAGGAGGUGAAGGAGCUGAGAGAGGGAGGGCCGCUGCUGUACGAUAGUGUUCGGCUGGUCCUGAACUCGGAGACCCUUAACGGAACGCAGAGGGUGCUUUUCGACGACGUCAUCACUGAAGACGAGUGCUCGGAGCUGGAAAAUUUGGCCCACGUCGUCAUGAUGGGAGGCGAUGGGUAUCGAGGAAAGACGUCCCCCCACACGCCCAAUGAGAAAUUUGAGGGUGCGACGGUAUUGAAGACCUUGCAGUAUGGCUUCGAGGGUCGAAUCCCGCUGAAAAGCGCGCGCAUGUUCUACGACGUCAGCGAGAAGGCCCGGCGGAUCAUCGAGUCCUACUUCAUGCUCAACUCUACCCUACACUUCUCCUACACUCACCUGGUGUGCAGGACAGCUAUCGCUGGUCAACCGGGUGUUAGAAGUGACCUCAGCCACCCCAUCCACGCUGACAACUGCCUCCUGGACCCAGAGGCCAAUGAGUGCUGGAAAGAGCCACCUGCCUACACCUACCGAGACUACAGUGCGCUCUUGUAUCUGAAUGGAGAUUUUGAAGGAGGGGAGUUCAUUUUCACAGAAAUGGAUGCAAAAACAGUCACAGCAUCAGUGAAGCCCAGAUGCGGGCGGAUGGUGGGCUUUUCGUCCGGAGGAGAGAACCCCCACGGCGUCCGAGCGGUGACCCUUGGACAGAGGUGUGCCGUGGCCCUCUGGUUCACUCUCGAUCCCCUCUUCAGAGAGCUGGAGAGGCUCCAGGCAGAUGAGGUGAUUGAGUCACUAAAUAACCAGCAUCAGUGGGGCCAUGAACUCAACAUCAACCCCAAAGACGAGCUGUAGUUUCAGGGAAGAGGAAGCGGCAAUUUAAAAUGUUUAUCUAUUUAUUUAACAAAGUCGAUUUUAUCAGAACAGUUUUAUUUUUCUACUGUUUGAAGUGCUGGUUUUUCUUUUUUUUUUUGUCUGUGUUAAAGAGUGUGACAUCUCCGUGUGCUACCUAUACCAGUACUUGAGUUCACCUCCAUUUUGUUUCUUUGCUCCUCUGCGUGUUUGGAAACGUCUUCCUUCACAGUGCCGCCAGUGAAAUUGCGGGGACGGGUAUACGUUCCUCGGUGUUGACCGUUGUGCCGGCUCUCCGACAGGAGGGUUCAGCCGUGUCUUAUAGCAGGGAUCAUCAACUCUGGCCCCCCUCAAAUCCAAAUUCAGCCCUGGGUUUCUUUUCUCCCAGGUAAUUAGUGCAACUUAUUGGCCAGACUGUUUUUACAUCUGACUCCCAGGUAAAGAGAGGGUGGAAAACCAGCAGUUCUCGGCCUUCAAGCACCGUGAGUUGCUGAUCUCUGUCUUAUAGAUUUAUGACAUCGAGGGAGCUGGUACUGAGUGAAGGACUUUCCAGCGUGAGGUAGAUACUGCACUGUGAAUAAGCCAAAGAGAAGAACAGCAUGUAACUUGAUAGUCCCCACAUUCAAGCAAAACAAACUCUGGGUUUCCUGUUUUCAGGUCAUUCGCAUAAGGUGUAAACAUAUCAAAUUUGCGGUAUAUGCAUUUUUCAUAAAUUGAUUUAUAGGUUAUAUUGCAUCUGUUGGAACUGGGAUUAUUAUGUUAGAGCAUAUUAUUUGAGCAAUUGUUAUAUUAUUUAAAAUUUUAUUUAAUGUAACUAUUGAAAUAUAGAAAUAUAGAAUAUUUUAGUACAGAAUACGUUUAUAUUUAGGUUAACAUAGUCAAUAAUUCAACACAAUAUUAAUAGAAGAUUCAUUGAAGAUCAUAUUUAAGCCACCGUGACCGGAUAGUGAACAGGAUAGUGAAAUAAAUAUUUGUAUGUUUGUCCCAGUCCUGCAUAAUCAUGCAUACCGACACACAUAUUAAAGACACUCGUCAUUUGUGCACUUUCUUCUUUUAUUAACGUGAUAAGUUAUUGGGCCACUGCCUUCUUUUCAGCUCAGAUGUGAGCAGAGCCCAUGGAACGCACUCAGAUAGAUGUGUUUAAUACUACUUUUAUACUUUUUUUAAUAAAAGAUGUUUAAUUUAUUCCUGUUUCAAGGAAUUUGUCAUUUGAUGUGGCUAAUAGUUAUCCUUUCCUUUCAAAAUCAUAUUUUCAAAGCAAUGUUGUAGUUACAUACUUUUAAUCCAAUGGACACUGGGCAUGCCUUCUUACUGAGCUGCUGUAAUUAUGCAUCCACUAUGUAACUGCUUCACUGAAUUCUUAUUUAGCUUACACUUUUGAAAGGGAGGAAGGCCACUUUGUCUUAUUUUUUUUGUUCCGUUAUUGGACAUUCUAGUGAACUGAAAACUGAAAUAUUGUACUUUCAUUUUCUUUGUAAUUGGUGUGGAAAUAAAUGUUUUAAAAAAUCUA